UUUUGGUUUUUGUAAUUUUCGUUUUUCUUGCCAACGUGGAAAUUUGAACCUUAGAAAAAACUCCUGCACUUUUACAUUGUCUCCGACCCGUUUCAGACACUGUUGUUGGUUUUUUGGGAUAAGCCUCGAUUCGUUUGCACUCUGUUCACUCAUCCAUGGCAAUAACCACGGCAUCAGCAGCAGCCCCAAGUCUCUAUUAUCUCUCUUUUCUCACCCGUCGCAAUACCACUCCUUCCUUUUCCUUCCUCUUCCCUAAACCCACCAAACCCUUUUCUCUCUCCCAUUCAUUCCACUCCCUUUCCCUCACACCCCAAGCCAAAGCCUCCGACAUCGACAUCCCCUUCUUCGACGACCUCAACCCCGAAGAAGACGUCGUCUUUGACCCACCACCGCCCCCUGAAGGGUUCAUCCCACCACCUUAUUUCGACGAUGGCCCCGAGGAAACCGAAGAUGAAAUCGCCGCUGCCUAUGAGGAACUAUACGGCCCAGCCUACAGUGGGGUCUCCGUUUUAGGCAACGAUAUUUAUGUGAUGGACUCUAAAGUGAAAAAAACAAGUGCGUUUGGGAAAGUUAAGAAAGAAAAGGUAAGGGAUGGGUUUGAGGAAAGAGUUGUUCAAGUUAGGAGAGUUACUAAAGUGGUUAAAGGAGGGAAAAAUUUGCAAUUUAGAGUUAUUGUUGUGGUUGGUGACAAGCAAGGGCAAGUGGGUGUUGGAGUUGGGAAAGCUAAGGAAGUUAUUGCUGCUGUUCAGAAAUCGGCUUUGAACGCUAGGAGGAAUAUUGUUACUAUUCCUAUGACAAAGUAUUUGACUUUUCCACACCGAUCUGAGGGUGAUUAUGGGGCAGCAAAGGUGAUGCUUAGACCUGCUGCACCUGGUACUGGAGUGAUUGCAGGAGGUGCUGUCCGAAUUGUUCUUGAAAUGGCAGGUGUUGAGAACGCAUUGGGUAAACAACUUAGAAGCAAAAAUGCCCUUAACAAUGCCAGAGCUACAGUUGUUGCAGUGCAGAAAAUGAAGCAUUUCCGUCAGGUUGCUCAAGAGCGGGGGAUCCCAAUGGAAGAGCUGUGGAAAUGAUGGUACUGGAAGCGUGCUUCACCUAUUCCCUCAUCCUCUUUUGGCAAUGUAGAUUCUGUACACGAGGCUUUGGUAUGUAAGCCAACCAACUACAAGAUUCAGAUAUUUCUUUUGUUGAUUAUGAUUGAUGCUUUGCCUUCUAAUUUUUUAAAAAAUUGCUUCCAAUGAAUGUUACUCUGAGCUUCAAUUAGAAUUUUUCCUUUUCAGUUUCA
Messenger RNA from Durio zibethinus, 1282 nucleotides. RefSeq names its product small ribosomal subunit protein uS5c. Gene Ontology annotation, molecular function: RNA binding; structural constituent of ribosome. Lineage: Eukaryota; Viridiplantae; Streptophyta; Magnoliopsida; Malvales; Malvaceae. Gene Ontology annotation, biological process: translation. Gene Ontology annotation, cellular component: ribosome; mitochondrial small ribosomal subunit. The record is from RefSeq and is a predicted model, not a curated record.